UCAUCGGUCCGCGCGCAACGGGGGAGAGAGGGCGCCAAGAGGAGAGAGGGUGAGCGGUGGGAUGAAAUUGGCUCUUGCUGGGAACUGGAUUCCAACUCGCAGCGUCGACAUGAGCGGCUCCCGAGGCGAGCAGCCCCCUGCCCACGCACAGGACACCCCUGACCUCAAGGUGACCUCUCCCCUGCGCACUCGACCCAAACCUCCCUCCAGCUUCAUCGGGAAGCUCCAGGCAAGCCUGGUGCUCCCCCCCUCGGCGCUCUCCCCACCCUCCUGCAACCCCGCGGUGAAGCGGUGGUCGGCCCCCGCGGGCUCCACCACUCAACUCUCCCCACUCGCCCCCCUCUCCCCCUCCGCGUCCCUCUCCCCCUGCUCCCCCGUGCGCCGUUUCCACCUGGGGACACGGCCCCUCUCUCCUCGGCCGGGUCCCGAGGCCCCAGCGGGCCCCGAGGUCCCAACAGGCACAGAGAGUCUCGGGCCCGAGACGGCAGGUCGAGAGACACUGCCCAGUCUCAACAAGGGUCGCCCACGCCACUCCGGUAAGCGGCGUCUCCCCAGCCGCUCCUCGCUGAAGGCGGCGGCGACGUCGGUGGCAGUGGAAGUGGCGAUGAGAAGCAAUGGGGGCGAGAGCCGGGGUCAGGGGGACGAUGCAGAGAAGAAGGAGGAGCAGGAGGAGCAAGCGGAUGACGAGGAGAACGAGGAGGGGGAGCGGAGUAGCCCUGGUCUCCGCGAGGGUGCGGAGCAGACGAGCGAAGAAACUGCAACUGGGGUUGAGUGCGACGGCGGUGCAGGAGGUGAAGGAGGUGGGGAUGAGGAAGAAAAAGUGGGAGAGGAAGCAGGAGACACAGGGAAAAUGGGGCCUGGGGUGGCAACCUCUGGGAAUGAAGAGGUGGAAGAGGAGGAGGAAGACGAGGUGUUUGUGUUGGAAGAGUGAGAUGCAGGUUCAUUGCUUUUGUGAACACUUUGUCAGUUCAUGGGUGUCUAUGCAACUCUGUGUCGCAUUGUGCAUUUGUGGGACUCCACAUAAGCGUAUGGGUCUCCACGUGGGUCUAUGGGUUUCUGUAUAAGUCUAUUGGUCUCUAUAUAAGUCUAUGGGUCUCUGUGUGAGUCUAUGGGUCUCUGUGUGAGUCUAUGGGUCUCUAUGUAAGUCUAUGGGUCUCUAUAUAAGUCUAUGGGUCUCUGUGUGAGUCUAUGGGUCUCUAUGUAAGUCUAUGGGUCUCUGUAUAAGUCUAUGGGUCUCUGUGUGAGUCUAUGGGUCUCUGUGUGAGUCUAUUGGUCUCUGUAUAAGUUUAUGGGUCUCUGUAUAAGUCUAUGGGUCUUUGUAUAAGUCUAUGGGUCUCUGUGUGAGUCUAUGGGUCUUUAUGUAAGUCUAUGGGUCUCUGUAUAAGUCUAUGGGUCUUUGUAUAAGUCUAUGGGUCUCUGUGUGAGUCUAUGGGUCUCUGUGUGAGUCUAUGGGUCUCUAUGUAAGUCUAUGGGUCUCUGUAUAAGUCUAUGGGUCUCUGUGUGAGUCUAUGGGUCUCUAUGUAAGUCUAUGGGUCUCUGUAUAAGUCUAUGGGUCUCUGUGUGAGUCUAUGGGUCUCUAUGUAAGUCUAUGGGUCUCUGUAUAAGUCUAUGGGUCUCUGUGUGAGUCUAUGGGUCUCUGUGUGAGUCUAUGGGUCUCUGUGUGAGUCUAUGGGUCUCUGUGUGAGUCUAUGGGUCUCUGUGUGAGUCUAUGGGUCUCUGUAUAAGUCUAUGGGUCUCUGUGUGAGUCUAUGGGUCUCUAUGUAAGUCUAUGGGUCUCUGUAUAAGUCUAUGGGUCUCUGUGUGAGUCUAUGGGUCUCUGUGUGAGUCUAUGGGUCUCUAUGUAAGUCUAUGGGUCUUUGUAUACGUCUAUGGGUCUCUGUGUGAGUCUAUGGGUCUCUGUGUGAGUCUAUGGGUCUCUGUGUGAGUCUAUGGGCCUCUGUGUGAGUCUAUGGGUCUCUGUUUGAGUCUAUGGGCCUCUGUGUGAGUCUAUGGGCCUCUGUGUGAGUAUAUGGGUCUCUGUGUGAGUCUAUGGGCCUCUGUGUGAGUCUAUGGGUCUCUGUGUGAGUCUUUGUUAACUCGGCUGAGACCAUCAACUCACUGCACUUGCGGUCUCAUCACAGGCAGCUCCCCGGAUCGCACCGCGCGAUCUCCUUGGAGACAACCGGUCAGCCCUUGCCUGCCUCGUCUGCUCGUCCGUCUCGUUUGCAGUGUCUGCACGAUCUGUGUCGUGUGCCUUCACUCGGGUUGUACAUUGUUGUGAUUUGCAUCGGAGGCAAUCGGGUUCCCGUGCUCGCGAUCGGACCGUGCCAGACGCGACGUCCCUGAUGAUCUCAGCUCUGACCCGCUAAUAAACUUGAC
Messenger RNA from Lethenteron reissneri (Far Eastern brook lamprey), 2358 nucleotides. RefSeq names its product bone sialoprotein 2-like. Lineage: Eukaryota; Metazoa; Chordata; Hyperoartia; Petromyzontiformes; Petromyzontidae. The record is from RefSeq and is a predicted model, not a curated record.